AUGGAGGGACAGUGCGUAUCUGGUGAAACUAUAGAAGGGUGUGGAAUGAGUAACCAGUUCCCGAAAACAGAAACAGAAAAUUCUGUCGACAUGAACACGUUUCCAUGGGAAUGCGUGUUGGUAUCGUUUUUAGAAUGUGGUCAGGAAAAUGGAGUACUGAAAACAAAAGAAAUGUUAUCAUGCCGGGACGUGUUGUGGUACCUGGUCUUCUGCGGUUUCGCAAUCAACUACAUGUUGAGAAUCAAUUUGAACCUAACGAUAGUGGCGAUGGUGUUGCCUCAUGCGAAGCAUGCUGCAGCUGCUCAAUGCAAUUCCGAUAAUACACCGUUGAAUCUCAAUAGAAUGCAGGGAAACAAUGACACCUUUACAGUGGCGACUUCCGUUGUAUCCACACCGGAGAACGUCACGUACCACGAUCGCUUCACUUGGAACGAGUAUCAGCAAGGUUUGGCUCUAGGAGCUUAUUACUGGUUGCACUGGUUAUCGCAGCUUCCCGGAGGGCUUCUAGCGAGACGUUACGGAACGAAGCUUGUUUACGGCUUAGGAAACUUCCUGACAGCGGUUCUCGGUUUUCUAAUACCGUUUAUGACACGCUAUCAUCUGUACGCGCUUAUUUUCCUGCGGGUUGUUCAGGGCCUGGCUGCAGGUGUCAUAUGGCCUUCGAUGCACGAUAUGACGGCUAAAUGGAUCCCUCCGAAUGAGAGGAGUAGAUUUGUCAGCUCCUAUUUGGGCAGUUCCGUAGGAGCCGCCAUAACUUAUCCGCUAUGCGCAGCUGUCAGCAGCAGUUUCGGUUGGAGUGCAGCGUUUUAUGUGACAUCUCUGCUUGGCGUGAUUUGGUACGGUUUCUGGUUGUUCCUGAUACACGACUCUCCUCAACAACAUCCACGGAUUUCUGAGGACGAAAAGAAAUAUAUUUUGGACAACAUCAGUAGCUCUGUCGUCAAAGAGGAAACUAAAAUACCAUGGAAGUCUAUUUUAUCAUCGCGUCCAGUUUGGAUCACCAUUGCUGCCCACUGGGGUGGAGGUUGGGGUUUUCUUACUCUGAUGACACAAGCCCCGUCUUACUUCAACUUCAUUCACGGGUGGAACAUCAAUGCGACUGGUCUUCUCUCCGGAGCUCCUCACCUACUCAGAAUGAUCUUCUCUUAUUACUUCUCUAUAAUGAGCGACUGGUUGAUACGCACCAAGAAGAUGAGCUUGACAAACGUUAGAAAACUGGCCACGUUUGUGUGUACUGGCGUGCAAGGCCUGUUUAUUCUGAUUUUGGGAUUCAGUGGAUGUCAUCCAACGUUCGCAGUGAUCUUUAUGAUGGCCGGCACAGCCGUGAACGGAGCAAUUUCCGCUUCGACUUUGGCGAAUUUCGUUGAUUUGAGCCCGAAUUACGCCAGCGUUCUCCUUGGUUUCUGUGGAAUGGUGGUAAUAUGGUGUGGCUUCAUUUCGCCGGCAGUGGUUGGACUUCUAACGAACAACAAUCAAACUGUAUCUCAGUGGCGGAUAGUCUUCAUAAUAGCUGCUGCGAACUCGGUCGUAGGUAGUAUCGUAUACAUGCUACUUGGAACGUCAAAGGAACAGCCGUGGAAUACCUAUGGGAAACCCAAUGUGGAAGCAGGACAAGAAAUGCAGAAGUUAACCGUGACACCGACGACAAAACGCGUAGACAUAGAAGAAAACGCAGACGUGAAUGAAAAAGAUGAAAUGAUUGUGAAGAGCUAG
This is a messenger RNA of Dufourea novaeangliae, 1713 nucleotides long. RefSeq names its product putative inorganic phosphate cotransporter (gene NaPi-T). Gene Ontology annotation, molecular function: transmembrane transporter activity. The record is from RefSeq and is a predicted model, not a curated record. Lineage: Eukaryota; Metazoa; Arthropoda; Insecta; Hymenoptera; Halictidae. The transcript is spliced from 9 exons. Gene Ontology annotation, cellular component: plasma membrane. Gene Ontology annotation, biological process: monoatomic anion transport; transmembrane transport. The coding region runs from base 1 to 1713 and encodes 570 amino acids.